UUAAUAAAAUGUCCCGCGCCGACGAAGGCCGCUUGAUUCAUUUGGCAAAGAAACGUGAGCGUGAAAAGGAAGAUAUCGAACAACAAUUGCGAAAGCUUGAAGAAGACAAAGAAAAAUGCAGGGUCGGAAUUACGAAUAAAUUCAUGGCAAACUAUGAAACAGUCGAAGAAGUCGUGAAGUCUAAAACCUAUGGCUUGGUAUCAUUGGAUGAUAUGAAAAAUAUUCAGAAAAACGAAAUUUCAAACAGAGAUCUACAAGUGGCCCGGGGAGACCAAUCAUCUUCUACUCAAUCUAAAGAUUCACAAGAAGCUCGAGAAAAAGAAGAACACGUUGCAAAACAUACCCAGAAGCGAUUUUUAUCGUUUGCAUUUGAUGACGAAGAGGACGAAGAAGAUGCUGCACCAAUUAUCCCGAAAAAGCGCGUUGGAAUGGACCCAACUGUCGACACAAGCUUCCUGCCUGAUAAAGAACGAGAGGAGUUCUUGAGAAAAAAGAAAGAAUCAUUGGCAGCCGAGUGGCGUGUGAAGCAAGAUGCCGAGAAAAACGAGGAAAUUACAGUUGCCUACGCCUAUUGGGAUGGAUCUUCACAUCGGAAAAAUAUGAAAAUCAAGAAAGGAAACACGAUUUCGCAAUGUCUAGGAAGAGCCAUUGAGGCUCUGAAAAAGGAAUUCACGGAGCUUAAAUCGUGCACAGCCGAGAAUCUGAUGUUCGUCAAAGAGGAUCUCAUCAUACCACAUUUCUACACGUUCCAAGACUUUAUAGUCACAAAAGCAAUGGGAAAGACUGGUCCGCUGUUCGUGUUCGAUUCGGCUUCCGAUGUUCGUAUACGCCAAGAUGCUGCACUUGACUAUGGAGAAUCUCAUCCAGCGAAAAUAGUACUUCGUAGUUGGUACGAAAAGAAUAAGCACAUUUAUCCGGCGUCACGAUGGGAACCAUUCGUGCCCAGCAAGAAAUACGGUCGUAAUUUUGAUGAUCUCAGUGACUUGUAAAUUAUUAAUCUCAUGUUCUACUUUGAAUUUGUUCCUGUAAAGUUUUCUGUUUGUUUUUGUGUUGAAUUUCGAAACAAAAAAUUUAUAUCAAAUCUAAAAUUUAUAUGAAACACUUUUUAAAAAUAA
This is a messenger RNA of Caenorhabditis elegans, 1115 nucleotides long. It is a transcript of the gene C47E8.4, whose product is annotated as Protein FAM50 homolog. Gene Ontology annotation, cellular component: nucleus. The transcript is spliced from 7 exons. Bases 9 to 989 code for a protein of 326 amino acids. NCBI's taxonomy places the organism in Eukaryota, Metazoa, Nematoda, Chromadorea, Rhabditida, Rhabditidae. The record is from RefSeq and is marked reviewed.